UGGCGCUUCGGGCGGGUUGGCGGGUGCGGCCGGGUGGCUCGGUGGCGGGCUUGUGCGGCGGCAGGAGGCGCUUCAGAAGACCCCCGCGGCGGGAGCCGCGUCUGGUGGACCAUGGGAUUUGGGGCCCUGGAGGAGUGAAACUCCUGGCCACUGGCACCCACUUCGGUGAACCAUGGCAACCCCGGAUGUGAGCGUCCAUAUGGAAGAGGUGGUGGUUGUGACAACUCCCGAUACUGCAGUGGAUGGCAGUGGUGUGGAGGAGGUGAAGACAGUGCUGGUAACAACAAAUUUGGCCCCUCACGGGGGUGACCUGACAGAAGAUAACAUGGAGACAGAAAAUGCAGCAGCUGCAGCUGCUGCAGCCUUCACAGCCUCCUCACAGCUCAAGGAAGCAGUGUUAGUGAAGAUGGCUGAAGAGGGGGAGAACUUGGAGGCUGAAAUUGUGUACCCUAUCACCUGUGGAGACAGCAGAGCCAACUUGAUUUGGAGGAAGUUUGUGUGCCCUGGAAUCAAUGUGAAAUGUGUUCAGUAUGAUGAGCAUGUGAUCAGCCCGAAGGAGUUUGUCCACCUGGCGGGGAAGUCCACCCUGAAGGACUGGAAGAGAGCCAUCCGAAUGAAUGGCAUCAUGCUCAGGAAGAUCAUGGACUCUGGGGAGCUGGAUUUCUACCAGCACGACAAGGUCUGCUCCAAUACCUGCCGCAGCACCAAGAUCGACCUGUCAGGGGCCCGAGUGUCCCUGAGCAGCCCCACAUCUGCAGAGUACAUCCCACUCACACCUGCUGCAGCUGAUGUGAAUGGUUCGCCUGCCACCAUUACCAUAGAGACCUGUGAGGAUCCCAGUGACUGGACAACAGCUAUUGGAGAUGACACGUUUGCUUUCUGGCGGGGACUGAAAGAUGCUGGCCUGCUGGAUGAGGUCAUACAGGAAUUCCAGCAGGAACUGGAGGAGACCAUGAAAGGUCUACAGCAGCGAGUGCAGGAUCCGCCCCUGCAGCUCCGAGAUGCUGUCCUCCUCAACAACAUUGUACAGAAUUUCGGCAUGCUGGAUCUGGUGAAGAAGGUGCUGGCCAGCCACAAGUGCCAGAUGGACCGCUCACGGGAGCAGUACGCCCGGGACCUGGCAGCCCUGGAGCAGCAGUGUGAUGAGCACCGCCGCCGCGCCAAGGAACUGAAACACAAGUCCCAGCACCUCAGCAACGUGCUUAUGACGCUGACCCCCGUCUCGCUGCCGCCUCCCAUGAAGCGGCCCCGGCUGGCACGGGCCACGUCUGGACCGGCCUCUGUGGCCUCGCAGGUGCUCGCCCAGUCUGCACAGAUCGCCCUCAGCCCAGCUGUGCCGGUGUCCCAGCUGGCCAGCGUACCGCUUGGCAAAGUGGUAUCUGCACUGCCCUCAGCCGUCCUGGGCAAGAGCUCCCCUCAGGCUCCUCCUGCCAGCUCUCCAGCCUCCCCACUGCUCGGGGGCUACACAGUGCUGGCCUCCUCGGGCUCCACUUUCCCUAGCACAGUGGAGAUCCACCCGGACGCAUCCAGCCUCACGGUCCUGAGCACGGCAGCCAUGCAGGACGGCAGCACCGUGCUGAAGGUGGUCAGCCCGCUACAGCUGCUCACCCUCCCCAGCCUGGGCUCCGCCCUGCAGAACGUGGCCCAGGCAUCACCAGCAGGCAGCACAAUUGUGACAGUGCCUACAGUGGCUGCCCCUGGGUCUGAUGAGCACACGGCCACCAUUGAGGUGGCUGCCAUGGCAGAGGACCACGAGCAGAAGUAGCUAGUGGGGCGGGAAAGGGCCCUCAGGGUGGACAGGGCUGGCUGCCUCUCCUCAGGCCGCUGCAGGCAGAGGCCAGAGCCAGCUUGGUACAGGCAGGUCUCAUGGGCUGAACCAAAGAGAGCACUUGCCAGAAGAAUCAAGAAGAAGAGGGACAGAAAGAUGCCAGCAACCUGAAAAAUUGGUCUUUACCUUCUAAACUCCCCACUCUUUUUCUUGGGAAAUACACUUUUCCAUCUGUUGCUUAUUAAUACUGUUUACACAUUGGCCUUGAGCAAGAGCCAGGGGGUAGUGACCAGAGGCCUGGGUGUAGCUCAGUGCAGGCAGCAGAAGCAGGGGUGGCAGGCACCCAACACCCACAGGUGCUGGUGGCUCAGAGUCCACCCAAGUCUCAGAGGCCCUGGUGCCUGUGCUCCCAUUAGGCUCGUCAUGGGGUCUGAGCCUGCUGGGGGGACAUAACUAACACAUGUCUUGGGAAAUGUACCCAAGUGUGGAAACCCAUGGAUCCUAUGGAUUUGGUUUCUUCCCACAGUUUUUUGUAGGUUUAGUGUGGUCAGCACCCUGCUCUUCUGCCUGUGGAAACAUGAUCCCGGGGCUGGGGUGCAGACCCAGCAGGUGCUCAGGUGGCCAAGGGGCCCCACAGACCAGGUGAGGUCUGGGCACCAUUACACAGUGCUGCAGGUGUUUUUAAGGGAAUUGCUUAGUAUGCUUCUAGAAAGAGUCAGAUUUAUAGCAUUUUCAACCAAAACAAUGCUUUGUGCCUAGGAUUCCCAAGGGGAAGAUGAGGUGGGCCUGGGCACUGUGCAUGCACAUAGCUGGAGGUGGAAGGCUUCGCUGCCCACAGUGAAGCUCUGGAGGACCUGUUUGUCAGUGUUCCUUCAGACUUGGUGGCUCAGAUGGCUCCUGUGUUCAGCCUGCUGUCGGGACCCCCAAGUACUCAGCCCCCUAAGGCUCAUCCCCCGCACCCCACCACCUCCCCAGAGGUGGAGUUGAGCCUGCUGGCCAUCGGGAGAGUCCCAGGGCAUUGGAGGAGGCUGUGCAGGGCAGGGUGGGGCCAGUUGGGACAGGUAUGACUGGGACGCUUGGUGAAGCUCUCUGGGUAGUGUACAGAUCUCGGUUCGGGCCCUUAAGGAAUAAAGGCAGGGGAUAUCUUCUAGGCCACAGCUCCUAGGGCCAGACAUUUUAGGGAGCAGGAAGCCCAGGCUGCUGCACCCUUCUGUUGGUUUUGUGUCAGCCAGAGGCCUUUCUCAGAGAGCCUCACAGCACGAGGUGGGUUGCUGUCUCCCUUCACCGUAGUAAAGGGAACUAGCUGUCUCUUUGUCCAUCAGUCCAUCCCUCUUGCGUGUCCAGACCACACCUCCACACCUGCUGUGACCAGGUUUGUCUGCCUUCCCACCCCACAUCAAGCUACUGAGUUCUGUUUCUGUUUCCCUUCUGUUGCAUCAUUGUUUGCUGUUGUGAUGACUCAUCGGGUUUUAGCACAGUGUUUCCCUGUUUGUGUACCCUUUCCUUUUCUAAGCUUAUUUUUAUUCAAGUUGUCUUUUGUUCCAUGUAGCAGUGUGACCCUAGGGGCAUCAGGAGGGGCCAGCAGGUGUGGGCAACUGCCCAGACCCCUUCAGAGACAGUGUCACUAAUGAAACACCUGUUGCCCUGGGAGCCAGAGACCUUCCAGGAAGCACCCUUUGGCUUGUGGGUCAGUUUCUGUUCUCUGUGAGGGCUGGGUUGGAACCUUCUCAGUACCUCCCCCUUAGUCGAAGGCUUGGCACUGGAAUAUAAAGUUAAUUGUAGAGCCAUAUAAAAAUAAGCCCCAAACUAGCUUCAAAAUUAAUUUCCAUCCCCCUUCCCACUGCCCGCAAGGCUGCCUGCAGACAUCUGCUGCCAGUCCAUCCUCCAAGACUGCUCAGACAGUUGGGGAAGGGGCUGGGGGUAAGGAGGGCAGAAUUGUUCCAGAGGUGAGAGUGGGCCAGCGCCCAGCUGGCUGUCCCCCGCCUUGCACAGGUCCCGCUGGCGCCCCAGGGUUGCUGGGUUUCUGUGCCCUAGGCCUACCUUUGGGGCCUCUCAGCCACGUGCAAACACCAGUGUUCAUGCUGCCUUCAGUUUGGUUUUUUGAGGAGAUAAGACUGAUUCGGUUUUGCAGAAGGGAAAGAUCUUCUCUCUCAGGGCUGGGGAGAUAGCUCAGUAGGGCCUGAGUUCAACCCCCAGUCCGCC
Octodon degus (degu) is the source of this 3970-nucleotide messenger RNA. It is a transcript of the gene Gmeb2, whose product is annotated as glucocorticoid modulatory element binding protein 2. The record is from RefSeq and is a predicted model, not a curated record. Gene Ontology annotation, cellular component: nucleus. Gene Ontology annotation, molecular function: RNA polymerase II cis-regulatory region sequence-specific DNA binding; DNA-binding transcription activator activity, RNA polymerase II-specific. Gene Ontology annotation, biological process: positive regulation of transcription by RNA polymerase II. NCBI's taxonomy places the organism in Eukaryota, Metazoa, Chordata, Mammalia, Rodentia, Octodontidae. The transcript is spliced from 10 exons. The coding region runs from base 173 to 1765 and encodes 530 amino acids.